UAAAGGGAUGGAAAAGUUCGGGCUCUGCUUUGAGGUUUUGUUUCUUUUUGAAUCCGACGCUUAGAAAACGGAAACUCUCCAAACAUUCCCAUUUGAUCGCUAGCAAAUUGCUAUCUGCACGAUUAGCAGCAGGAAAGGAAAGAAAUAAAAACAAAAAAAGAAGGAGCACAGAGAAAAGAGCGGAGGGGAGAGCCUAGCAGACACAUCGGAUCCCGUAGGGAUUGGGGAAAUAAAUCUCCCCACUGGCCUUGUUAUAUUUAUGGAGCCUUGAGCUGUGUAUUUAAAAGUAUCACGUCUGUAGCCUGGAUCCCACAGAGCGUUUCCGAAAGAGAAACUGUUAAGCAGAAACUGGCAGGCUAGAAAGGACAAUAUUAAAAUUGGGGGCCUGGACGGGAAGGGGGGCGGGGAAUCACCAUAUUAUUGAAACACUGGAUAUUAGCUUGCUUAAAAAAAAUUAAAAUCUUCUAUUGCUCUCUGGGCCUGUUUCAACAUCCAAGGAAGCGCAGGGAAUAACGGCAGGAAGGAUAUUCCACUGAAGCUGCCGUCAAAGGCUAGAGAAGGGAUGGUUAAAUGACGGGGUAUCGUUUAUCCCCGAUAUUGCUCUCAUUAGUACUCCCUGAAGGAGCCGCAACUCGUCCACCCGGCUCUCCCCCCGCCCCGGUCGGGCGGUACCGGCGCCGGGGGUAGGGCGCGGGGACCGGCAUGUCCCUCGUGUCCCUGCCCGCGUCCCUGCUCCCCGCCUUGCCCCUGUAUCCCGGGGCCGGGGCCCUGACCCGCUCUCUCUGCUUCUCUGUCUCGGGAAGGCUCCUCCGCCCCCUCCAAGAUGAUGCUUAGCCCGGACCAAGCUGCCGACUCCGACCACCCCUCCUCGGCGCCCUCCGACCCGGAGUCCCUGGGCGGCGCGGACGCCCAGGCGCUCAGCUGCUGCGUCUCCGACCCGGAGCCCGCCGAGGGCGGCGGCGGCGAGGGCCGGGGCGGCGGCGGCGGCGGCGGCGGGGAGAGCCGCGGCGGGGGCCGGCCCGGGCUGCACCCGCCGCCGCUGAGCCGGGAGGAGAAGCGCCGGCGGCGCCGCGCCACGGCCAAGUACCGCUCGGCCCACGCCACGCGUGAGCGGAUCCGCGUGGAGGCCUUCAACCUGGCCUUCGCCGAGCUGCGCAAGCUGCUGCCCACCCUGCCCCCCGACAAGAAGCUCUCCAAGAUCGAGAUCCUGCGCCUCGCCAUCUGCUACAUCUCCUAUCUCAACCACGUGCUGGACGUGUAGCGCCCGGCGGACGCCCGGAGCCCCGGGACCCCCGGUCCCGUCGCCCCGGGUCCGGCCGCGGCGGGCAGCGCCUUCCCCGGGGCGGGCGGGGGUCCCCGCUGCUUGUGCUCCUCCCGGAGGGCUCCCGCCCGGCCGAGAGCCCGCUUUUCGAAGAGAAGCGUAAAACAGGAUUGUCUCUUCAGGCUGUCAAGUGCCCCUUUAUAUAUAUCCAAAAACAUCUACU
Molecule: messenger RNA, 1484 nt
Organism: Onychostruthus taczanowskii (white-rumped snowfinch)
Lineage: Eukaryota; Metazoa; Chordata; Aves; Passeriformes; Passeridae
Gene: NHLH2
Product: nescient helix-loop-helix 2
Exons: 1
Coding region: 824-1261 (145 amino acids)
Biological process (GO): regulation of transcription by RNA polymerase II
Molecular function (GO): protein dimerization activity; RNA polymerase II cis-regulatory region sequence-specific DNA binding; DNA-binding transcription factor activity, RNA polymerase II-specific
Source: RefSeq, a predicted model, not a curated record